Messenger RNA from Myotis davidii, 2503 nucleotides. RefSeq names its product X-prolyl aminopeptidase (aminopeptidase P) 2, membrane-bound (gene XPNPEP2). Bases 278 to 2293 code for a protein of 671 amino acids. The record is from RefSeq and is a predicted model, not a curated record. NCBI's taxonomy places the organism in Eukaryota, Metazoa, Chordata, Mammalia, Chiroptera, Vespertilionidae. Gene Ontology annotation, molecular function: metalloaminopeptidase activity. The transcript is spliced from 21 exons.
CUCGAUCUUUGGACUCUGCCCCGGGCCGGCUCACACCUUAUUCCAGGAGACUCAUAGCAAGCAGAGGCUUCUCUGCCCACCUGAGUCCUGGAUCCUUCAUAAACAACAGACCAGAAGGGGAUUCUUCAUCAACCAGCUGGACACCUCCAUAUCACCAGCCCCUGCCCUCUGGCUGCUCCUGCCCGGGGAAAGGCCUGGAGGAAGAGGCCAGGAAAGGAAGAGACCUGUCCCUCUCCUCUGUCCCUCCAUUGACCCAGCACCAGCAUCUGGAGACUCCAUGGCCUGGGCUUCCUGGGGCUGCUGCCCCUGGCUUGUCCUCCUCUCUGUUUGUGCCUGGGGCCAUGCAAAUCCAGUGGACCUGAGAAGAGAGAACGUGAGAAACUGUUCAACGAGCCCUCAUUACCUUCCAGUUACUGUGGUCAAUACUACGAUGCAGCUCACAGCCCUUCGCCAGCAGCUGCAAACCCAGAACCUCUCUGCCUACAUCAUCCCAAACACGGAUGCCCACAUGAGUGAGUACAUUGGCGAACAUGACAAGAGGCUUACAUGGAUGACAGGCUUUACAGGGUCUUCAGGAACUGCAGUGGUGACCAUGGGGAAAGCAGGUCUCUGGACUGACAGCCGCUACUGGACCCAGGCUGAGCAAGAGAUGGACUGCAAUUGGGAGCUCCAUAAGGAAGGUAAAGGGGCUGCAUGGAUUUGUUCCCUAAGUCCUGGAACCCAGGCUACGGUAAGUUCGAGGAUCCUCUUCUCCAUUGGCACCUGGAAGAGUUAUGACACGGCCCUCCAAGGCUCUGACAGAGAGCUGGUGUCAAUCACAACCAACCUUGUGGACCUGGUGUGGGGUUCAAAGAGGCCUCCAGUUCCAAGCCAGCCCAUUUAUGUCCUGCAGGAGGCAUUCACAGGGAGCACCUGGCAGGAGAAAGUAUCUAACAUUCGCAGCCAGAUGCAAAAGCAUCGCAAGGCCCCAACUGCUGUGCUUCUGUCAAUGCUUGAUGAGACAGCCUGGCUCUUCAACCUGCGCAGUAGUGACAUCCCUUAUAACCCCUUCUUCUAUUCCUACACGCUGCUCACGGACUCGUCCAUCAGGUUAUUUGUAAACAAGAGUCGCUUUAACUCCGAGACCCUGCAGUAUCUGAACUCUAGCUGCACAGGACCCAUGUGUGUGCAACUUGAAGAUUAUAGCCAAGUCUAUGAUAGCGUCCAAGCCUACGCCUCAGGAGCUGUGAGGAUCUGGAUUGGGACCAGCAAUACUAUGUAUGCGUUUUACAACGUGAUACCCCAGGAUAAAAUCAUAGCAGAAACCUACUCCCCAGUGAUGGUAACCAAGGCGGUGAAAAACAGCAAGGAGCAGACUCUCCUCAAGGCCAGCCACGUGCAGGAUGCUGUGGCAUUGAUCUGCUACUUGGUCUGGCUGGAGAAGAACGUGCCCAAAGGCACAGUGGACGAGUUCUCAGGGGCACAACAACUGGACACAUUCCGAGGAGAAGAAAAGUUUUCCUCUGGACCCAGUUUCCAAACCAUCUCUGCUAGUGGUCUGAACGCUGCCCUGGCCCACUACAGCCCAUCAAAGGAGGUACACCGCAAGCUGACUUCAGAUGAGAUGUACCUGGUGGAUUCUGGGGGACAAUACUGGGGCGGAACCACAGACAUCACCAGAACAGUCCACUGGGGCACUCCGUCUGCUUUCCAAAAGGAGGCAUAUACCCGCGUGUUGAUAGGAAAUAUCGAUCUUUCCAGACUCAUCUUUCCUGCUGGUACAUCAGGACCAAUGUUGGAAGCCUUUGCCCGAAAAGCCUUGUGGGAAGUUGGGCUCAAUUAUGGCCACGGGACAGGCCAUGGCAUUGGCAACUUCCUGUGUGUGCACGAGUGGCCAGUGGGAUUCCAUUCCAGCGGCCUUACUAUGGGCAAGGGCAUGUUCACUUCCAUCGAACCUGGUUACUAUCAGGAUGGCGAAUUUGGGAUCCGUCUUGAAGAUGUGGCCCUCGUGGUCGAAGCAAAGACCAAGUACCCAGGGACCUACCUGACCUUUGAAGUGGUGUCAUUGGUACCCUAUGACCGGAAUCUCAUUGAUGUCAGACUGCUGUCCCCAGAGCAGCUCCAAUACCUGAAUCGCUACUACCAGACCAUCCGAGAGAAGGUGGGCCCAGAGCUGGAGAAGCGCCAACUACUGGAGGAACUCAAGUGGUUGCAGCAGCACACAGAGCCCUUGUCUGCGAAGGCUCCACGCACGACCUUUUUGGCCUCUCUGUUGGCAGUCUCCACUCUUGCCAUCCUUGGCUGGAGUGUCUAGAGGCCCGGGACUCCCCUGCUAACCCUGUCACUCAGCUCCCUUCACCCUGCACCACCCAUGCCCUAAGAGCUUCUGCUGGCCCAUUGCCUGGAAACCUUUGUCCUCAGCUUCCUUCUCCAGGACCAAGCCCCAGCCUCUCAGGGCUUCUUGGGCUUAUACACCUCACCCUCAGUUCCCAACCCCAGGAUAGGAGAGCCAGCUAGUUCCUUU